AUCACCACAAGAGCCACCAUCAAUGGUCAAUCUCUCAUCUGUCCCCAUUUCCGAAAAGGGCAAAAUCAAAACGAUAUAACAAUGUAAUAAUUAUAGCAAUAUUAAUUUCAUCCUCCCAAAAUCUGUGCAAAAAGGGUUUUUGGUUUGGAUACUUAAUUCAGAUUCUUAAAUCCCACAAACUCACAUAUUUCUUCAAUUCAAGUUGACUGAACAUAAAAGUUUUAGCUUCUUCAAUAGUGAAUGAAGUUCCAGUGAAGGAUCAUGGAUUGUGAAAAUAAGGAUUCCGAGCUUAGAAAAUCUGGAUCUUCUCGCACAAGCAGUGCCGGUUCUUCUCUCAGGAGGCGUUCUUUAAGUUUAUCACUUUCUCUUCCUAAACAUCUAAAUGAUGAUGACGAUAGUGAAUCUGUAUCAGAAGCAGGAGAUAUUGGGGAUCGAGAGCUUCAAAGCAAUAGAUACAGUGGGAGUGGCAGGCUAAGAUUAAUUGGUGAAAAUGCACCUGAACAUGGAGUGGUUGUUCCCAUUUCAGAGGACUCUAUGUUGGAGUCCUAUGCCAAUCCAUUAUGUUCUUGCGAUCCCAAUUCUAUUAGCAGUGGUACUGCAGUAUCCCCCACAAAAUUAAUCUCUCAACCAGAGCAUAAGAAGAAUGAUGAGCAAACAGAGGUGCCAUGGGUUUUGGCGUAUGCUACAUGCCUCUUGUUUUUAGCUGUAUUUGGAAUAUUGGGGGUUUUGUUGAGGUAUGGUCUCCAAAAAUUAUUCGGACCAGGAAUAGUUGGUGCCACAAGUGAUCAUAGUUAUAUGUAUCUGGACCUACCUUCUAACAUGGUUGGUUCGUUCUUGAUGGGUUGGUUUGGUGUGGUCUUUAAAGAGGACAUUUCCAGAAUUUCAAGUCAAUUGGCAAUUGGAUUGUCAACUGGUUUUCUAGGAAGCCUUACUACUUUCAGUGGUUGGAACCAAAAAAUGCUCGAGCUUAGUGUUGAAGGGCAGUGGGUUUUUGUAGUUCUUGGCUAUCUUUUAGGUUUAUUUCUUGUUGCCUACUCGAUCAUAUUUGGAAUUGAGACUGCCAAAGGUGCCAAUUGGCUCUACAAAAGAACCACUAUGAACUCAUCCAACCCGGGCACCAACUACCAUUGGAGAGUAGAUAGCUGCAAGCGCCAUUUAAUAGUUAUAUUCUUUCUAAUACUCAUUCUAGCAUCGCUCUGGGGUAUGAACAUAGGACUGGAGGUAAAUGAAUUCAGCAGUGGCAGCCCAAAAGCACAGUUGUGGCUGGCCUGCAUAGUUGGUCCAUUUGGUGUGUGGAUCAGGUGGUUCUUAGCGCGACUAAAUGGACGUGGUUUAGGAAAAUCAGGCUUGCUCAAAUGGGUGCCUUUCGGGACUUUAAUUGCCAAUGUAUCAGCAGCUUGCGUCAUGGCAGCACUCGCAACCUUGAAAAAAGCAGUCGACACACAGACGUGUGAUACUGUUGCUUCUGGUAUCCAGUUUGGGUUUUUGGGCUGUCUAAGUACAGUAUCUACUUUCAUUGCUGAAUUUCAUGCGAUGAGAGGAAGCAAGUAUCCAUGGCGAGCGUAUGUGUACAUGUUGUGUACAACGCUUAUAUCAUUCGUCUUAGGGACACUUAUAUACUCCGUGCCUGUUUGGGUUGAAAAUUUUAACUAGAGUAUCAAAAAUACAAGAUCAGCAGGUGAUAUCGAACAGUAAGUUGUUCUCAGCAGAUCAGAUUUUGAUAUUUUUGGGUUGUUGAUGAGGUCCUCAUAUAUGUCCUUGAAAAUGCAACAGUUGGUUGUUUCCCAGCUCCAAAAGAAACAAGAUUAGAUACAAGAGAAUAUUACAAAAUUAGGAUAUGAAAAAUCUCAUUCUGAUACAGGUAAUUUGAUAAGUGCACAGUUUUAAGGAUGUAAUAUUCAAAUCGCAUUAAUAAAUUGUUGUAACUUCAAUGUAGGUAAAUUUUAUUUUUAAAUUGACAUAAACAAUUUAUAGUUAUUCUCUUUAAAUUGGCUCCUAUAGAUAUCUUUUUUUAAUGAAGGAAACAAUUGU
This is a messenger RNA of Capsicum annuum, 2031 nucleotides long. Its product is annotated as fluoride export protein 1. The record is from RefSeq and is a predicted model, not a curated record. The coding region runs from base 262 to 1653 and encodes 463 amino acids. Gene Ontology annotation, cellular component: membrane. The transcript is spliced from 7 exons. Gene Ontology annotation, molecular function: fluoride transmembrane transporter activity. NCBI's taxonomy places the organism in Eukaryota, Viridiplantae, Streptophyta, Magnoliopsida, Solanales, Solanaceae. Gene Ontology annotation, biological process: fluoride transmembrane transport.